Messenger RNA from Dimorphilus gyrociliatus, 1569 nucleotides. The record is from the annotation of a GenBank genome assembly. Lineage: Eukaryota; Metazoa; Annelida; Polychaeta; Dinophilidae.
AUCACUAUGCAUAGAUAAGUGGAGUAGAAAACUACGUGCGGUCGUAUUAAAAAUAUUUUCACUCCUCUAUAUCAUUUAUAAUCUUUGGCCGAUUAAGAGAAAGACUUAGUCAGACUGACCGAUCGAACGACCUUUAUCUUAUCUCAAUCUCUUUCACUCUGAAGUCUGAAAUGUGCAGAAAUGUCCAAGCUUCUCUAUGGUAUCGUCUUCGCUCUCGCUUUUAUCCUUGUGUCUGCUAACAUAGGGUAUGAGCUGAUUGAUGCUGUAUCCACCUGGAAUCUAUCUAAUUACAUUAAAAUAUUCAAGUCAUUUGGGAAGAGGAUUGUCCAAUUUGAUAUGUUUACCGUUUUACUCACAGGAGGGAUUAUUGGAGUAUUAUAUGUUGUUUUAAAAUGGCUAUACCAAUUAUUAUUUGUACCGAUGAAUCGAGUUAGAUUAAUUGAAGAAGUCGGCUAUAUUAGGGAGGUAGAUAGGAUGUCCAAGAAGGAUAUGGCAAAUCUUGUUCAAAAACGAAAAAAUAUGGGUAAACCACCACCAGUUUACCCGAAUGGUUGGUUUGCCGUUGCCGAAUCAAGAGAUUUGAAGAAAGGGGAAUCAAAAAGCUAUUCCAUCUUAGGUCUUGAUUUAGCUGUAUUCAGGGGAGCUGAUGGACGUGCUCACGUAAUUGAUGCUUAUUGCCCUCAUCUAGGUGCUAACUUCGCAAUUGGUGGAAGAGUAUUCGAUAAUUGUAUUGAAUGUCCUUUUCACGGUUGGAGGUUUAGUGGAGACGAUGGUAAAUGCAAAAAAAUUCCCUAUUCUUCGAAAAUACCCGAAACUGCAAGAGUCAAGGCUUAUAAUACAUUAGAGCUGAACGGUUUUAUUUACGUUUGGUAUCAUGCUGAAGGAAUUGAACCAACAUGGCAACCACCAGAAAUAGAAGAGAUUACAAAAGGACAACUCGUAUUUGGGGGUAGAAGUGAACAUUACAUCAAUGCUCAUAUAGAAGAAGUUCCCGAAAAUGGAGCGGACAUUUCUCAUCUUGCACAAGUUCAUGGCCCGAUUAUGGCGGCAGGCGUUGAUUUGAGAGAUACGUAUAAUAGAAUAUGGGAAUUUGGAAAGCACGAAUGGGCUGGAGAAUGGAAGCAGUUACCAGAAGGUCAUAUUGGUCAAUUAAAUUUGACCCAUGGCCUUAAACUUUUCGGCGUCCACAUCCCAGUUUUAGACAUGAAAGUGCAAGCAAAUCAAAUAGGUCCUGGAAUAGUCUAUUUAACUUUUGAAUCGUCCAUAUUUGGAAAAGGCUGCUACCUCCAAUCCCUAGCCCCAGUAGAGCCAAUGAAACAAAAAAUUGUACAUCAGGUUUAUAUGCAUUGGAGUGUUCCAAUGUGUAUUCGUAAAUUCUUCCUCCUCGGAGAAGCUAUUCAAAUUGAAAGAGAUAUUAUGAUUUGGAAUAAUAAAAAGUAUGAGUCCAAGCCAGUUCUUACGGGUACAAUGGAAGAUCAAAUGCUUGCCAAACAUAGAAGAUGGUAUAAGCAGUUUUAUUCAGAAAACAGUCCAACACUUCACCAAUCAAAGAAAGACUUAAGCUGGUGA